Messenger RNA from Phaeodactylum tricornutum CCAP 1055/1, 2125 nucleotides. RefSeq lists its product with no specific name. The transcript has 3 exons. The record is from RefSeq and is a predicted model, not a curated record. NCBI's taxonomy places the organism in Eukaryota, Bacillariophyta, Bacillariophyceae, Surirellales, Neidiaceae. Bases 37 to 2046 code for a protein of 669 amino acids.
GGAGCAACCGCCCAUGGAGGGGGAUCGAAACCGAGAAUGAAGACGUCUUCACUUGUACCCCUGCUGCUUUUGGCUUUGAUUGUGCCAGAGUGUCAAGCCUUUUUGCCUCCGUCGAACUCACCACGCGGUAGAAUCGGUGGCCUUUUUUCUCAACCGUUUACGGACGGUCGGAACAGUGGCGACAAUGGCGUUCCGCCAUCGGAUGACAUCGGGCACUUACAAGCUUGGGAUGGCUUCGAGGGUCCGACUCUCUUGGCCUCUAUUAUUCGGAAGAACGAUACCGAUGCUCCGUCGGGACUUCGUGGUGGUGGCGAUGUCGUCAAGGGCACGCAGGCUACGCUUUCCUCAACGGCCAAAAAGAAGGUCGCCAACUCUUUCAAAAGCAAAGAAGUCAAGAAAGAAGAAGAGCUUCUGCAUCAACUGAAAAAUAUGCCGAUCCAGAGAGUUGUGGUUCCCAAUUCAACCGUCCUUCCCAACGAGGUUAUACAGUUGGCGGCGAACCGAGCCGGUGUGGUUGGCCACCCGUUGCAGUCCACUAGCAUUCAAAGCUUUGCCAAGUCACUCAAAGAAUGGUAUAUUCGGAAAGGCUACAUUCUUCAUUCCGUCACGGGGGCAACACUACAAUCCGAAACAGGUACGGCAAUCAUCACGGUACAAGAACCUGCCGUCUCCAAAGACCCUGUCGGUAUCACGUUUUGCAAGGAAAUGGUUGUGGAUGAAGAAACGGGAAAUCUCCUCACCUUUCGCCAGUACAAGGACAAACAUCAGAAUCGACGCACGUUGGGUUUCGACAAGAUAACCAAGGCGGAUCUCAACACUACGUUUGUGCCAACAGCGGGCCACACCCGACCGAAUCGUAUUGCCUCUGCUUUAGGCCUUUCGCCCGGAAAUCCCUUCCAAUGGGACGGUAUUCGCUGGCAACAAAUUGCCUCUAGCGGAAUUUUUGCUCAAGUCUUGAGGGCCACCCCUCAACCCAUGCAGGACGGGACGGUGCAACUACACAUUUUGGCUACCGAAGCUCCGACCCGGCAUUUGGAAUAUGGACUGGGGAAAUCGCUGUACACGGGGUCCUGGGAAGGUGAACUGGACUUUGAGCACAUCAACUUGCUUGGGGGAGGCGAAUCGCUGGGACUUAGUGUUCGUCGAGGUACUAAAGACGCGGAGCCAAGCAUACGGUUGAGUUUUACGGACAGUAAAUUUGGUUUGGGUGGUGGAUACGACCUAGAAGUUUUUAGUGACUUUAUUGGCGAUCAACCGGAAGAAAUGCAAGAGGGGGAACUACCCCCCGACUACGAUCAUGAUUCAAUUCUGGAUCGCAAGGGUGCAACUGUUCGGCUACGCAAUCCAAUAUGCUCCAGGAUAGUUCGCAAUAGUGUGGCCAGUGGCUCUCUGGAGCGGACGGCAACCAAGACGGGUCUCCACGAAACAAUUGGAAGUACCACACUUGCGGUCGGACCAUUUGUGAAACGACUUCCCUACGACGCACGGUCUAGCAUUGAUGCCAAAUGCUCACUUGGUACCAGACUCUUUGCUGCAUCUUCGACCACAGAAGAGGCGAAUGCUCUUUUGCCGCCUCUCAAAUUGAAGCCGUACACUUCUGCAACAGCGACCACACGGCAAAUAUUUCCUUUGUUGGCAUCGUUUGGACCGGGAGGGCGUCCUUUGAUUUUGGCACUGAAGCAUUCAAUUACGACGGCGACGCCCAAUCUUCCCCGUCACGAAGCCAAAGCUCAGGGCAUCGCACACAAUAUUCGAGGCUCGUCAUUGAACGGACGAGUAGCAUCGGCGUUGACGGGAACGACAGAACUGCGUGUGCCCAUCGACAUUCCUGUGGUCCAAAUUCGCCAGGAUACCAACGUUGUGUUCUUUGGUGACUGGCUGUUUGCUGCGAAAGACUCGCAGAGCUCUUUUCGCCGCAAAUCUUGUGUCGGCGUGGGAGUGCGUAAGAGUGUACAAGGCAUUCCACUCAAAUACGAUCUUUGCUAUUCCAGCGACGACGGCAAGUUUCAAUCGGCAUUCGGCCUCGGCGCGGAUUUUGAUUUUUAGCUACCGUUGUAUUCUGUGUAUCGAUAGUAUCCAAAUAUACGAAUAAAUGCUUAACUGUAAGCAAACGAAAGUCAGUAGU